AAUUGUUAACAUGUGUUAAUAUUAUUAACUGUAUCAGUAAAGUCGGCACAUUCGUUGCCAUGGCAAUGAAAUAUAAGUCGUCGGAUAGUCGUAAAGUCCCCGCUCAACCACCACAAUGGAAUCAGUUUCUAAUCUGCUCUGUUUGUGAGAAUGAGUUCAAUCGCACCGAUCGUUGCCCGAUAAGUCUCGGGUGUGGACAUACUGUAUGUAGGGGUUGUCUUGGUGACUUGAAGCACCCUCAGUGUCAGUUCGACCAAAAUAGCAUCACAUGUGAUAUCUCGGACCUCCCCGUUAACUCCGCUCUUCUGCUUCUCGUUCCCGAAGAGGAGAGCCACAAGGGGUCAGUAGAGAUGCGAGGUGUCUCACAGAAAGGAAAGGAGAACUUCCACCCUGGGAAUAUCGCUCAGUGCGUUAAACUUUACGACAAAUCCAAGAAACAUAUUGAAGAAUUGGCUUUGUUGCUAAGACCAAACAAAGGAAACGAACUAAGUCGGCCGAUGCAAAGGAAGUUAGUUGCUUUGAUUAAUUGUCAACUGGUUGAAGAGGAAGGCAGGAAGCGAGCUCUCCGUGCAGGGCGUGCACUUGGGGAGCGUAGUGCAACUGAGCUGAUACUUUUGCACCAAAACCCAACAACGCUGUCUGCGAGUUUGUGGGCAGCCGUCCGUGCAAGGGGAUGCCAGUUCCUCGGCCCUGCCAUGCAAGAGGAAGCUCUCAAGUUGAUCCAUUUCACCUUCGAGGAUGGGUCGGAUUCAUCUGAGCUCAGUAGGAAAGUUUUGGUGCAGCUUGUUGUCAAGAAUCUUAAGACACAAUUCGCGCAAGCGUCCAAGACGAGCAUCGGGCACGUGGUGCAACUGUUGUAUCGGGCCUCCUGUUUUAAAGUCACAAAGCGUGAAGGGAAUUCGUCAUUAAUGAGACUGAAGGAUGAAUUUCUAAGUUACGAGGAAUUGAGGAGAGAGCACGAUGCGCAGAUCGUUGAAAUUGCACGCGAGGCAGGGUUACGUAUUGCCCCUGACCAGUGGAGUGCGUUGUUAUAUGGAGACCAGUCACAUAAGUCAUACAUGCAGUCUAUUAUUGACCGACUGGCAAGUAAAUCCUCGUUCACCA
Ciona intestinalis (vase tunicate) is the source of this 1104-nucleotide messenger RNA. RefSeq lists its product as uncharacterized. Gene Ontology annotation, molecular function: metal ion binding; RNA stem-loop binding; mRNA binding. Gene Ontology annotation, biological process: ubiquitin-dependent protein catabolic process; protein polyubiquitination; nuclear-transcribed mRNA catabolic process, deadenylation-dependent decay. The record is from RefSeq and is a predicted model, not a curated record. NCBI's taxonomy places the organism in Eukaryota, Metazoa, Chordata, Ascidiacea, Phlebobranchia, Cionidae. Gene Ontology annotation, cellular component: cytoplasmic stress granule.